Molecule: messenger RNA, 5876 nt
Organism: Diceros bicornis minor
Lineage: Eukaryota; Metazoa; Chordata; Mammalia; Perissodactyla; Rhinocerotidae
Gene: DCBLD2
Product: discoidin, CUB and LCCL domain containing 2
Exons: 16
Coding region: 282-2573 (763 amino acids)
Source: RefSeq, a predicted model, not a curated record
AGCGAGCCGGGCGGCAAGGGAGCGCGGCGGGUCGCGCUGAGGCACGCGGCGCGGGAGGCGCCCCAGCUCCGCCGCAGCCGCUGUCCGGGCCGCAGCGCCGCCCCUCCCCUCCGCUGCUGCGCCCCGUGCGGGGUCCGGGGCGGGGAGCCCGGGAAGGCGCGAGGGCGGACGCCGAGGAGGGCGGAGGGUCCCGCGCGGCCCGUGCGCUCGCUCUCCCGCCGCCUCGCCGGGGCCGCGGCCCGGGGCGCCCGCACUAUGCAGGCGGACUGCCGGCCGCCGCGAUGGCGAGCGGGGCGGCGGUGAGAGCCGGGCGCAGCCCGCGCCGUCCCGGAGCCCGGGCCGCGCUCCCCGCCCCCCGGCCCUGCGCGCCCCCUCCCCGCGCCGCCGCCUCCUUCCCCAUGCCUCUGAUCCUCCUGCUGCUGCUGCUCGACGACGCCGGGGCGCAGCAAGGUGAUGGAUGUGGCCAUACUGUCCUAGGCCCUGAGAGUGGAACCCUCACAUCCAUCAACUACCCGCAGACCUACCCCAACAGCACGGUGUGCGAAUGGGAGAUUCGCGUGAAGAUGGGGGAGAGAGUGCGCAUCAGAUUCGGCGACUUUGACAUUGAAGAUUCUGAUUCUUGUCACUUUAAUUACUUGAGAAUUUAUAAUGGAAUUGGAGUUAGCAGAACUGAAAUAGGCAAAUACUGUGGUCUGGGGUUGCAAAUGAACCACUCAAUUGAAUCAAAAAGCAAUGAAAUUACAGUGCUGUUCAUGAGCGGAAUCCAUGUUUCUGGACGAGGAUUUUUGGCCUCCUACUCAGUUAUAGAUAAACAAGAUCUAAUUACUUGUUUAGACACUGCAUCCAGUUUUUUGGAACCUGAGUUCAGUAAGUACUGCCCAGCUGGUUGUCUGCUUCCUUUUGCUGAGAUAUCUGGAACAAUCCCUCAUGGAUAUAGAGAUUCCUCGCCAUUGUGCAUGGCUGGUGUGCACGCAGGCGUGGUGUCAAACGUCCUGGGUGGCCAGAUCAGUGUUGUCAUCAGCAAAGGCAUCCCGUACUAUGCAAGUUCUCUGGCCAACAACGUCACGUCCGUGGUGGGACACUUGUCUACCAGCCUUUUUACAUUUAAGACCAGUGGGUGUUAUGGAACGCUGGGGAUGGAGUCUGGCGUGAUUGCCGAUCCGCAGAUAACAGCAUCAUCUGUGCUGGAGUGGACUGACCACACAGGCCAGGAGAACAGCUGGAAGCCCGAAAAGGCCCGGCUGAAGAAGCCCGGCCCUCCAUGGGCUGCGUUUGCCACUGACGAGUAUCAGUGGUUACAAGUAGACCUGAACAAGGAGAAGAAGAUAACAGGCAUUGUAACGACCGGCUCCACCAUGGUGGAGCAUAAUUACUACGUGUCGGCCUACAGAAUUCUCUACAGUGAUGACGGGCAGAGAUGGACUGUGUACAGAGAGCCUGGUGUCGAGCAGGAUAAGAUAUUUCAAGGAAACAGAGAUUAUCACCAGGAUGUGCGGAAUAACUUCUUGCCACCGAUUAUCGCACGUUUUAUCAGAGUGAAUCCUACCCAGUGGCAGCAGAAAAUUGCCAUGAAAAUGGAGCUGCUUGGAUGUCAGUUUAUUCCUAAAGGUCGUCCUCCAAAACUUACGCAACCUCCACCUCCUCGGAACAACAAUGACCUCAAAAACACUACAGCCCCUCCAAAAAUAGCCAAAGGUCAUGCCCCCAAAUUUACUCAGCCGCUACAACCUCGCAGCAGCCAUGAACUCCCUGCGCAGACGGAGCAGACGACCACAGCCCCUGACGUCAGGAACACCACCGUGACCCCACACGUGACCAAAGAUGUCGCCUUGGCCGCAGUACUUGUCCCCGUGUUGGUCAUGGUCCUCACCACGCUCAUCCUCAUCCUCGUGUGCGCUUGGCAUUGGAGGAACAGAAAGAAAAAAACUGAAGGCACCUAUGACUUACCUUACUGGGACCGGGCAGGCUGGUGGAAAGGAAUGAAGCAGUUUCUCCCUGCCAAGGCAGUGGAACAUGAGGAGACCCCAGUUCGCUACAGCAGCAGUGAAGUUAACCACCUGAGUCCCAGAGAGGUCACCGCAGUGCUGCAGGCCGACUCGGCAGAGUAUGCACAGCCGCUCGUGGGAGGAAUUGUCGGCACCCUUCAUCAGAGGUCUACCUUUAAACCAGAAGAAGGAAAAGAGCCAGGCUACUCGGACCUCGAUCCUUACACCUCCCCUGGGCAGGAGGUCUAUCACGCCUACGCGGAACCGCUCCCGGUGACGGGGCCCGAGUACGCAACCCCCAUCGUCGUGGACAUGUCGGGGCCCCCCACAGCUCCAGUCAGCCUGCCCUCCACGUCCACCUUCAGAGCUGCGGGGAGCCAGGCUCCCCCUGGAGCGGGAACGUACAACGCUCUUCUCUGCAGGACUGACAGCUGCUCCUCGGCCCGGGCCCAGUACGAUACCCCAAAGGGUGGGAAGCCGGGUCCAAGUGCCCCGGACGAAUCGGUGUACCAGGUGCCACAGAGCGCGCAGGAGGGCUCGGGGCCAGGGAGGAACGGCGAAGGCGAUGUUUUCAAAGAAAUCCUUUGAAGGUGAUGCUGCUUUGUACAAAGCAUCGUUUUAAAGCACAUGGCCUCUUUUUUGUAUUAGUGGUAGUAAUAUAGAAUGUACUACAUAUCUGUCACGGAUUUGGGUGGGGGGAGAGGUAAUGUCCGAGGUACAAGAAACUACUAUCUUGCCAUCUUGCUUUAAAAGCGUUAUUGGGGCACAGUUACUGCUUGCCUGUUAAAUUUUGAACAUCCUGUUGGCUACUACUGUAAAACACUAUUUUUAAUACAGAAAAAGCUUCCUACUAUGCACUUCAAAGAAAUUGCAAUCACUGAGAGUGAGUAUUUCUUUCCAGUGCUGCAGGUACGUUGGUGAACUCCAGACAGCUCUGCAAGGCUGGCUGGCAGCCACACAUGGUACUGUUCUCGAGAUGCUGGUGCCUUGCAACUCUGCUCUAUUUGUGAAAGCUGGGUACUACCGUGAUUUCCUCCUCUUCUGUUCCUGGCUUGCUUUCUGGAUUAUUUUUUAAAUACUUAGUGGUAUAAUCGUUGUUUUGAUUGCAGUCAUGCACAUAUCCAUUUUCCCCUAGGAAGAUCUAUAGCUGGGGACCUCUGGCUUGCAAUGCGCAGGGUGAUUGAUUUUUCACUUUUUGACGCUUAAAAGCUUUAACACCUCACGGUACACAACUGGUCUCAUCUCUACUUGUUCUGCCUGGGGCCCUUGGUGGCCAGCCCCAUGCUUGUGGUUAUAAAAUGAGCUUUCUCAGUGGCUGGUGUUUGCUGUAUCAACCUCGCACAUCCAGGCCCCCUGCUGUCUUUAAGUGCUCUUCUCUGUGUGGAAACAGGAAGGAGUCACAGCUGAGAGAAGCUCUACAGGAGAUUCUCUCCCUCCCUCGCUUUAUCUGCAGUAGGGUUUUUCCGAGGAGAGCUGUGGAAAGUUGAGGGUUGUAGGUGAACAUUGUAACCAAGACCCACUUCUGUUUAUCACAGUGAAAGACAAAAUCAUUCCUCAAAAGUCAUAAAUUACCCUCAAAAAAAAGUAACCAGAAUUUGCCCUCUUUGGUUUCAUAGAUAGAUAGGUUUUUCUUUGAAUCUCAAGGUACUUUAUUAAUUUUAGUCACAUAAAAAAUAUCUUUUAAUUUCCCUUUUCCAUGGUAAACUUUUAUAAGAAAUAUAAACCAGCAUGUGUUCCUCACCUCUACAUGAUGGGGGGUCUGUGGUGGAUGCUGAGACGUCCUGGUGUCACGCCUGGGGGACAGCUGGUGGGGCCUCCUCUCUGGGCAAUGUCCUUGUCACCACUUGCCCAGAACUGGUGAAAGAGAAACCGUCUGCAGCGUAUUAACCUAUUAGUGUAAGAGCUAUCUGUAAAUGUCUGUAACUGGCACGACGAUUUGAGAAGCUGCCCACGUGAUUGAAACGUAUCAAUUUGACCUCCCUCUUCUGUAAACCUUGGUUUAUAGACUCAGUGUUGAAAUGCACGCUGCGGUCAGGUUCUAGUCAUUGCUCUUGGCCUGUGCCACCAGACUGUUGUUGCCAGAAUUUGCUACAUGUGACUAAAGAUGAACAGUGUUCAUUUCGCUUACUUCCAUGAGUAUAUCAGUAUUCUAAAACAUUGCUUCAGAAAUAGAACUGUUAAUUUCUACAGCCUCCCUGCAUUCUGGUUGUAUGAUUUUGGUCUUAUUUUCAUUUGCUUUUCUUUUCCCAACAAACUUUGAGGCAUAAUUUUAUUUACUGAAAAAUCAAUACAUAUUUUGUUCCAAAAUAUUUGAAACAAAAAGCACAGAUGUUGAACUUUUAUUAAAACAUAGAUGAGUGUGUAAGCACAUGUAUUAAUGCAGUCACCCCUUUCAGGUGGGAAGAGAGUAAACCAGUUGCUUUAUUUUUUUAUUCAUCCUUAGUACACAGGAAAUAUACUCUUCCUCAAAUCAUAUGCCUGUUUGAAGCUGUAAGAGAAAUGAUUUCAGCAACUAUUUCAUUUUCCCAAAGAUGCUUGCUCUUUCGUAUGUGUGUGCAUCUGGUUGUUUUCCCAUCAGACUUUGAGAAGCAGGUGUGUUCUUAAAUUAUGCAUGUUUUAAGACUUGAUUUGUGUCACCACUGUGCUGUCCUUGAACUACCAAUGAUUUUUACAAAAUACAUAGUUUUUACUACUUUUAUAUAUUUUACUUUCCAGAUGAAGAGCUGAGCCUGAGACAAGGGUUGUUCUUGUUUUGAACUUUUUCUUUUAGUUGGUUUGUUUUCAUGUUAGAGUUUUGGUUUUGUUAUUUUUUUUACUAUGUUUAUAUGUCUGAUAUAUACACAGCUUUGGAGACAAUCGAGUAACAACUGAAAAUGUGAAAGUAACCAUUUUUUACAAAAUUCCCUUGAAUUUUUUUUCUUUGAAACAUGUAAAAGACUUAAGUCACUGGUUCAUUGGAUUUGAUUUUUUUCCUGUUAAUUAUAAAAAUAGACAGCAGUGCAGCAAGUAUGGCCCGUACAGGUUUCAUGAAAUUACACUGACUUCACUGUUACUUGAUCUUAGGAGCUAGCACAGUUAGAGAUAAGAUAUUGUGAAUGCUGAUUUAUAUUUUAUUAAAAGCUGUAAAUCUAAAUAGACCCUCUUGUAUGUGCAGGGUCUGGUCCAGUUAUUUAAGUUCAUGUUUCACUAUUUGCACUUUGCAUUGAACAAUGGGUUUAUUUGCUGAUGAAAUGGUUCGAGUAGAGAAUUUAUACAGAAAUUGAAAUUAUGACAUUAUGUAUACACUUGCCCUCCCCCCAGGAGGGAGCAGAAAGUGAGCUCAUCUAAAUACGAAUGUGGCCGAGAUUCCCUGGAAAGAGAGAGAGCUUGAACUUCAUUGUCACCGGGAGAGCAAGAGGGCUGUAGAACACCGUGUCAAAUGAGACAGUUAGAAAGAACCAGUAGAUGCUGUGGGACAGUGAAAGCUUUUUAAACUCUCUUAAGAGAAAUCAAGGAAGCUCUACCUAAAAAAAUUACCUGUUAGCUCUGCCUUUCGGUUCUGAACUUGAAGUCCCUAAACUGCAAAAUCUAAAUAAGAGUUGGAUGGUUAUUAAACACUUUAGGUCACCUGUGGCACCAAUCCUCUAAUCCAGUUUGUGCCGAGUUUCUUCUUCAUCCCCUCCUCCUGUUUCCACACUGGGGAGGGUGGAAACCAGACGUGUAUUGAAAUACGUGUUGGAAGAAAAGCGGCCCGAGCGGCAGUGCUAGUCUCCCGGACGGACUUUUCUUACCUCGGUGUGUACUGUCGGCACUCGGUGUCUGUAUAUGUUGCUAGAAUGUAGAUUGUAUAAAUAGUGAGAUUUUAAUGUGUUCAUGUGUUUUUAAUAAAUUGUAUAUAUGUGUCUUGCUCAA